UCUGCAUGGUAAACGGACCGAUAUCGCGUGCAGUGUCGUUAACAGUGCGUUUGGGGCCACGGUGGUGAUAUUCCGGGCGCGACAGCAGUGUGCAGUGGGGCUACGAGAUCGAUGUAAAAUCUUUUGUUUUGAAACGGUGGCGGAGUAUGUGUAUAGAGCCGAAAGAAUGUUGAUACGGUCGGGGAUAGAGUCGAGCAGCCAGCGGGAACAGCAGGACUGGGUGACCAUGUCCCCCUUGUGGACGGCCCGCUACGACUACCAGGCGCAGGGCGACGACGAGCUGUCGCUUCGCGUGGGCCAAAUCGUGUACGUGCUGUCCACCGACAGCUGCAUCUCGGGUGAUGAGGGCUGGUGGACGGGCAAGAUCGGGGACCGUGUGGGAAUCUUUCCCUCGAACUUCGUCACAAACGAAGACCCGGCCGUGCUGAAGGUGCAACCCGUCGAGAUACAGUUCCACGAGCUGGACCUAAAGGAGGUGAUUGGUGUUGGGGGCUUUAGCAAGGUCCAUCGUGCCUUUCUGAAUGGGGAGGAGGUUGCCGUGAAGGCGUCACGCCAGGAUGACGAGUUCGAGGUAGCCCGACAGAACGUCCUGCAGGAGGCGAAGCUGUUCUGGUCGUUGAAGCACCAAAACAUAGUGUCGCUCAAGGGUGUUUGUUUGGAUCCGAAGACACUGUGCCUGGUGAUGGAGUACGCUAGGGGAGGCUCGUUGAACAAGAUACUGGCCGGAAGGAAAAUCCCUCCGAACGUGCUGGUGGACUGGGCGAUACAGAUUGCGCGGGGCAUGAAGUAUCUGCACUGCGAAGCUCCGAUCUCCGUCAUUCACCGAGAUUUGAAGAGUUCAAAUGUUCUAAUUAGUGAAUCGAUUCAACAUGGGAAUCUGCUCAACAAAACACUCAAAAUAACAGAUUUCGGGCUGGCCCGAGAAGCGUACCGUACUACUCGAAUGUCUGCAGCUGGCACAUUUGCCUGGAUGCCACCGGAAGUGAUCAAAUCGGGAACAUACUCCAAAGCAUCUGACGUGUGGAGCUACGGGGUGUUGCUGUGGGAGUUGCUCACCGGAGAAACUCCCUACAAAGGCUUUGAUUCGCUGUCCGUCGCCUACGGUGUGGCGGUAAAUACACUCGCCUUACCAAUUCCAAAAACCUGCCCCGAAUCAUGGGGAAAGCUUAUGAAAUCCUGCUGGGAAAUCGAUCCGCAUCGGAGGCCUUCGUUUAAGGAGAUUGAAAAAGAUCUUGACAUUAUCGCAAGGUCCGGUUUUGCUCAAACGCCCCACGAAUCAUUCCAUACGAUGCAAGACGGCUGGAAGAAGGAAAUCGCGGAAGUGUUACAAGAGUUGCGUAAAAAAGAAAAGGCAUUUAAAUCUUUCGAAGAGGAACUACGCAGCAAAGAAGAAGAACUGACGCGUGUCCAGCAAGAACAGCGCUGUAAGGAAGAAAAUUUAGCCAAACGAGAACAGGAGCUACACGCCCGCGAAAUCGAACUGUUGGGCCGUGAGCUAAAAAUUCUUAUCACUCAAAAUACUCCUACACCGAAAAAGCGCAAGGGGAAAUUCAGCAAAAGCAGAAUCAAGUUGAUUAAAAAAGCGCCGGGACAAAUUUCGUUGCCAUCGGAUUUUCGUCACACAAUCACGAUACAGCAUACGGCCAUACGUGAUGAAAACCGUCAGCGUAUCGACACGCCACCCGGGUCUCCCGCGACACGACUCCGGACGAUUGUGUUUCCUGGCGAUACAAUCAAGGGUAAGACCUGGGGCCCAUCGACGCUGCACCAGCGGGAGCGGAGCCACUUGCCGACGAUGCGACCGAGCGCCCGACCGCAACAGUUCAGCAAGAGUGCCCCGAAUCUGGACAAAUCCCGAGCGACAGCGAUGUCCGCUAGCUCGUCGCGGCACGAAAUCCUAGAUUACGAUAGCGAGGAUGCGUGGUAUGCUACGACGGCAAACCUGGGGGCCGGUCCCGGUACCGAUAUGUCAACGUUGAGUGUAACGCCACUCUGCUCUAGUCUUAAUCGAUUCGGUUCACUGCCGAGCACCGUACCGAUGCCAACGCUGUACGCAUCCGAGGGCCAACGUAAGCCCAAACCGUCAAUCAUCGAGCUGGUGCUUUACAAUAUGGCUUCCAUGUUGGCCGGUGUGGCAUCCGGGUAUGAUGUGCGUGUGUCGAACGUCACUCCCCUACAUCCGAAGCUACAUCCCGGUCCGCUGCAACCGUACGAAUCGUACUCACAGCCCGCUAGUCCUUAUCAUCAUCAGCUGCAGGCAGUGCAUGAUUCGCAUCCUCUGCACCUGGAGGGGAUGCAUCGGUUAGAGGCGAUGCCGCCGCUAACCAGUGCACAAUCUCUGGACCAUGCGCUUAGUCAAGAAGUGUACGAGGAGGAGCUGGCACAAGCACACGAGGAUAGAUUGUAUGCGCAGAACAGUACUCCGUUCCACGAACCGGUGAGACAGCAGACUAGGAAGGUACCGGCUCAAUCAACUAGCCCGCGGCAAGAUGAGCGUGUGCUGAAGUACACGGACUCACCACAACAUUAUCUACCUUCGACAAUGUCGACGACGAGCGGGCUCGGUUCCAACUACACCCCGUCGGGACCAAGCUCAUCAUUCAGCGUGGGAGCCGGCACGCAACCACCGACCCCUUCGCCACGUCGGAAGUCCAGCGCCACAUCCUUCAUGGACUACGGAGAUCUGCCGGAAGAGCGUGAAAGUAGAGCGGGUCUCUACAUCCCGGGCGAGUACGAUGGGUAUACGCAGCAUAAUCCAAUCUUUAACACAAGCAAUCGCGGCGCCACCGGUAGCUACAUUGGAUCGCAUUACUUUCCGUAUAGACCAGCGAUUAAUUUCGCGUUCGAGCGUGAAACGAAAUCGUACGGGGGAGAACCGGUCUAUGAGGAUCACCAUUACGACAGUGCCUCGUACCACGAUUAUGCGUACGAAGGGUCCACUGGCGGGGCUGCGGGAAGUGUGAGAUCCACGGGCACUCGAGUACCAGCGAUGGGGAUCAGUGCGACGGGCCAUCGACGAACACACUCGAACAUUUCCAACACCAUGCACAGCAGUAACGUUAACCAAGGGUUUCAAAUGGAGGGCGAUGAGAUGGCGAUGAGUGGACGGCUCUUAGAUGAGGCCACAUACAAAUUUGGGGACCUGUAUCUCUCCGGCGGGGGUACAGAUACUCCAACGCCUGGUCGCGUAUCGAUCGCAAGUACUUCGAAAUUGCAUGAGCCUCCCGUAGCCUUCCAAGCAACGAGUCGAAUGCAUCAGUACGAGAAUAUACCGAACUUCUUCCGCAGGCAGUCGAGUCUGCAGGCGCACUACUCAUCAAGCAGCCAUGGUGGACAUCUGUCCGGUGAGUUUAUGAGCGAAAUCGAACCGGAAGAGCGUCCGUACACGGUGCUGGGAUUGGAUCAUGGUGAUAGUGGUGCAUCGCUUGCGACCAGCUUAAGACCACAAGCGAAGUUACGCUCCAGCAUGAAGAAGUACACACAUUCCCAUCCGACGCAGCAGCAACAGGCAGCAUCUUCCACCUCCCAGGGGAAGUAUGGUGGGGCUGGCAGUACUGGGCACGGUUACGGUACGCACGGUGCUACCACUAGUGCAACCAAUCCAACGCCUCCCGACAGCCUCACCAGCGAUGACAGUUCGUACCUGAGCGCGAAGGACAACUCGUCCUCAAUUUCCUCCCAAAGCCGUGUGCGGUUCACACCGGAAAUCGUGCUAGACAUAGAUCCACCACUACAGUCACCGACGGGCUACGUGGGUAUUGGUGCUACGGCAAGCUCUGCCGGACAUGGGCCGAAAGAUAGGCGGAGUUCAUCAUCCGGUAGUACCAUGCUUACCGCUACACCCGGUUCCGGAGCGUCCUCAACGUCGAUUUCGGGACGACGAUCGAAUGUUUGCGACACGAGCCAAUCCUAGCAGUACGUGAAAACUUACAUGGUGUAGUGGGUGCCAUGUGCCGACGAAACCAAUGCUUCUCCCUUUCGAGCUUGUCAGUCAUUGUUGGGACGCUGUUGCUCACAAUAUCCCUUUUUGGCCCCCUGAAAGCCAAUAACGCCAUUCCAGAUAUAUUUUUUAGAUUUAUUUGUUGGGGAGGUGAAGAGGACAAGGCAUUUCAAAGUGUUGUAAGAAACGGUUCUACUAUAACCCGCGAUAUCCAUCAGCAUGCACGAGCGAAGGAAAGCGAUACCGUACACCUGUCCGCUGUAGGGUUACCCAUAAAAUUGGCUGUGAUAAACUGAUAAUUUGUAACGUAGGGUUUAUUUUUCUAAACAAUCAAAACAAAGAAAAUGGUUCUAAAGCGGCAAACAAAAUGUCGGUAUCGAUGUGGCACAAGGCAGCAAUGCUAGCAUUUAUUUAAUUUCCUUUACUGCUUUGAAGUGUGUCGAGUGGAGAGGUUGAGUGACCUCAAUAUUGCUGUAGAUAGACCUCCAUUGAUGUAGAUGGCUCCGUCGCUAGGAGUCUAGGCUUUGCGCGCCUAAAGAUAUGCAAUAUAGAAUACUUUAUUAAACAACGGACUACCGCAAGAGUGUUGUCGGUGUAUUUCAAUUGAAAAUGUUAGGGUUGAUUGGAUUCACCUUCAGAUUGAAAUCAUUAUCGACCGCAAUAGUACUUGCAGUUGCAUACUUUGAGGUGCUGUGAUACAGCUCAAGACACACUAUAGCUUAACAAUGUCGAAAAGACUAUUACAUUUACGCUGAAUAAUAUAUAUUUUGGUCUUGCUAAAAAAAACUGGUUCUAUAGGUUCGAAACAAGUCAUGUAUUUUUUAGAGAUUAGACUAACCUUUAGUUUGUGUUGUGUUAAUUUAUAAACAAUCGUGUAAACCCAUCACGAAGCAUUCCCGGCUAAGAGCAAAUAAUGUUAUUUUUACUGAAUUUCCUUACAUUAGUAUUACUGCAGAUAACUUAUCUAGCUAUUUGAAUGUGCACAAAAGAGUUGUUUGGAUAGGAAUGGCUGCAUUCUACAGAAAAAAAACAAACAAACAAACUACAUAACAGGACAUAUUAUCCCGAAAGCAAACUUUACCAAUCACAUGUUAUCGAAGGCACCGUUCGAAAUCGGAUAAUCUGAUUCGUAAGCGUCAAUACUAUUACAUACGAACAAGGGGCACCAACACAAAUUGUACUCGCCGCAAACUUUAACAGUAUAAUCACCUACACGAAGUAGUGAAAAACUGGCUCUAGCCGUGGGACUGAACAUAAACAAAUGUAUUGAUCGAAUUGAUUAAAUAGAGAAUUCAACAACGAGAGCCAGCUGUAAUUUGUGCAUGGGUGUUAUUUUUUUACAGCAAUGGCUUGCAAUGCAUAACAGGAAUAAUUAAAUGGUUAGUUCAACGUAAAUGGUAUUGAAUUUGGAAAUGCGUUCAAAAAGAGGAACGGAACUUUUUUGCAGAGAUAUCAGGCGAUAAUUUUACAAACAUCCAAACUAAUAAGCAGGAUAAGUAGACUGCCAAACGAGAUAACAAUGAACGCUGAUUUGAACAAUACGAAAGGGAAUUUAGUUUGAAUGGAUAGAAAACAACCCGUAUUAAACACAGUCUAGUCGUUAAAAUUAUAUCGUAAACUACAUGUAUAUAAUCUUAGCUCCUAUAAUCUUGUAUGAGACAUAUGUAUUUGACAAGAAUAUGAA
Messenger RNA from Anopheles moucheti, 5624 nucleotides. RefSeq names its product mitogen-activated protein kinase kinase kinase 11 (gene slpr). The record is from RefSeq and is a predicted model, not a curated record. Gene Ontology annotation, molecular function: JUN kinase kinase kinase activity; protein binding; ATP binding. Lineage: Eukaryota; Metazoa; Arthropoda; Insecta; Diptera; Culicidae. The transcript is spliced from 11 exons. Bases 167 to 3913 code for a protein of 1248 amino acids. Gene Ontology annotation, biological process: protein phosphorylation.